AUGCUUACCAGCCUCUUUGCGCUCACAGCAGGCCUGGCGGCCACGGCGUCGGCCUUCGACUGCUCUGGUCCCUAUUUCAGCUUCUACAAUCGAAAUGGACCCGCGUUGAGCUACCAAAGACUGGAUCCCGCUCUCUUCCCCGGUCAGGAGAGCCCACAUCUCCACUCCUUCGAUGGCGGAAGCGGACUAGCUGCAGAGAUGUCCUUCGACAGCACACAGAGCUCAACCUGCACCACCGCCCGCAUCAAGCCCGAUAAGAGUCUGUACUGGCGCCCAACGCUCUUCUGGAACGGCAACAACACCGGCUACUACCGCGUGCCCGACCAGUUCCUCAAGAUCUACUACAAGUUCGGGGACUCCGGCAACGUCAAGGCCAACGUCAGCGAGUUUCCCGAGAACUUCUCCAUGAUUGCCGGAGACCCGUUCAAGCGCUCAGACGGUGACAACCCGGCUGGUAUCAGGUGGGCGUGCCACGGCCCGGACAGCGGAGACGAUAUCUACACCAACGGCUUCCCGAAGGGAUUCACCCAGUGCAAGAACGGCCUCGCCAGCGAGGUCACCUUCCCGUCCUGCUGGAACGGGAAGGAUCUCGACCCCAAGAGCCCAGCGGCCCACAUGACCUGGCCCACCAACAAUGGCAAGGGCCUGGACGCCUGUCCCGACGGCUUCAAGGCUGCCCGCUUCCCGACCAUCUUCAUCGAGUUCUGGUAUGAUAUCUCCGCGUUCGAUGGCCAGUACAGCGCCGAUGACGUCCCGUGGGUCCUUGCCAACGGCGACCCGACCGGUUUCGGAUUCCACGCUGAUUUCCGCAACGGCUGGGAGAAGGGCGUCCUCGCUAAGGCGACGGCUGAUGAGGGCUACUGCAAUUGCGGCUGCGGAUGCGGCAACGACGAGAUGAAGCAGUGCUUUGGCGAUGCGAACGUCAAUGAUGACAGCGACGCCAAUUUCAAGUCGUGCUCUGCUACAGCCGAGUUCCCGGGCGACGACUCGUCUCCGCUUGACAAGCUGCCCGGCUGCAAUCCCAUUCAGUCCGGUCCUGCUGAGGCCACCCAGGCCACUGGCCCAGAUUGCACCGCCGCUGCUGCUCCCGCUACCGGUGGGGACGAGUCCUCUGCUGCUGUCAGUGGGGGUGCUAGCGCUACGCCUGCUCCCGAAUCCUCGGGCGCUGCUUCUUCUGAAGCUGCUUCAUCCGCGGCCGCGUCGAACACGGGUGCUUCGAAGGCUGCCUCUGUCGCGGACGCCGAGGAGACGAGUGCUCUCCCCUCCCUCACAAUGAGCAUCCCCAACAAGGAGCUGGGCAACGGUGUCCAGUCAGAAGGCGGCUACGACAUCGCAACCACGCUGUCGAAGACCGCCGCCGGCCAGAGCGAGCCCACCAGCGUCCCCACCAUGUCCCUCGUCUCCAGCGCCGCUUCGCCCACCGGUCCAGCCCCUACCAGCGGUUCCGGCGAGGGCGAAUGCGCCGUCCCGACCACCGUCACCAUCACGCCCACCAUCUACGUGACCGCCGGCGCUGUCGCGAACGCCACCUCCUGCGAUCCCGGCACCAUCUACAAGACCGUCACGAAUACUGCUACGGUUACCGUGUCUGCGGGCAGCAGCUAUGUUCGCCACAAGCGGCACGGUGACUUGCACCACAAGCACUAG
Messenger RNA from Trematosphaeria pertusa, 1647 nucleotides. RefSeq lists its product as uncharacterized. Lineage: Eukaryota; Fungi; Ascomycota; Dothideomycetes; Pleosporales; Trematosphaeriaceae. The transcript is spliced from 2 exons. The record is from RefSeq and is a predicted model, not a curated record. The coding region runs from base 1 to 1647 and encodes 548 amino acids.